Molecule: messenger RNA, 568 nt
Organism: Hippocampus comes (tiger tail seahorse)
Lineage: Eukaryota; Metazoa; Chordata; Actinopteri; Syngnathiformes; Syngnathidae
Product: rho GTPase-activating protein 10-like
Exons: 7
Coding region: 119-553 (144 amino acids)
Biological process (GO): signal transduction
Molecular function (GO): GTPase activator activity
Source: RefSeq, a predicted model, not a curated record
GACGAGCCCGAUCAGCUGCGAGGGAUACCUUUACGUCCAGGAAAAACGACCGCCCCCUUUCGGUUCAAGUUGGGUAAAACGCUACUGCACGUUUGUCAAGGAGCAGAAGAUCCUGCAUAUGGUGACUUUCGACCACAGAUCUGGCGGAAGGAGUGGUGAGACGGAGUCGGUCACGCUCAAGUCCUGCGUCCGCAAAACGACGGACAUGUUGGACAGGAGGUUCUGCCUGGAGCUCGACAUUACAGAUCGGCCAGGCACAGCCCUCACAGUGCAGGCUCUGUCGGAGGGUGACCACAAAUUCUGGAUGCUGGCCAUGGGUGGGAAGGAACCUAUCGGCCGCUAUCUCGGGAGGACAUAUUCAAAAGAAAGAGGAAUCGACGCUCAGCUGGAUGACGUGGGGCUGACUUUUGUGAAGAACUCCAUCAGCGCCAUCGAGACACGAGGAAUAAACGACCAAGGCUUGUACAGAGUCGUUGGCGUCAGCUCCAAGGUGCAAAAGCUCCUCUCCUUAAUGAUUGGUAAGUUGUUGUCAAAUCAAGUCCCACACUUUUGAGGAUAGAAAAAAUGU